AUGAGCAAUCUAAAUAAUAGUCCUGUUCCUGUUAAUCAAAUUGACCAAAGAAGACUCAGUAAUGUCUCUACUCUUUCUACAACUGACUUAUCUGAACAAAAUACUCCCAGAAGAGGUAAUAAACGUGAACCAGAGGAUGACUUGGAUGAAGAAGAAACUGGUGAUGAAGGUAAAAGUGAAAAAAGAGCUGGCAGACGUAAAAUAAAGAUUGAAUAUAUUGAAGAUAAAAGUAGACGUCACAUUACAUUUAGUAAAAGGAAAGCUGGAAUAAUGAAGAAGGCAUACGAACUUAGUACUUUAACCGGAACACAAGUACUUUUACUCGUAGUAUCAGAAACUGGUCUUGUAUACACCUUCACUACACCUAAACUUCAACCACUUGUCACAAAACCUGAAGGCAAGAAUUUGAUUCAAGCAUGUUUAAAUGCGCCUGACCCACCUCAAGAACCUUCUACUCCUUCUCGUGUAUCUCAGAAUCCACCUACUUAUAGUAACGAUAAUGCACCGACAGUAGAUGGAAACAAUAAUGAUUCUGUUUAUGAUUCUGUUGAUCCUCAACCUUAUGCCAUUGGUUUAAAUCCUUACGUUACUAAUCAAUAUGGAGGUAUUCCAAAUAAUAUGGCAAUGAAUACAGGUGGUGGUAUUCCGACAACAGCAGCUUCAUACAUGUCUUCUCAAUAUCCACAAUACGCUCAACAACAUAUGAACCAGUACGCUCAAAACUCAACAUACAUGGGUUCUCCUACCGGUGCUAACAAUUAUUGGAAUCAAGCUGCUAACACUUCUGCGACUGCUACAACAAACACAACAUCUAGUCCGAACAAUAAUGGCAACAAUACAAAAGUUCAACAAUAUUCAUCUACAAUGUAUACAGAUGAUGUUUAUGGAAUAUCUAGAUUUCUAAAAAAACUAAUCAAAGAAGCAAGAGAUGAAGUACUAAAUGUUGAUAAUAGUGAUCAAGAUAAUGGUAAAGAUCAAAGCAAUUCACAUCCAAAAACUGCACUGGAAAGAUUAAAAAUGGUCAGAGCUCGCUUAUUAAUAGAUGGUCGUUUUAAUCAUGCACACAUUAGAGAUACUAGUCAUUUAGAUUUCACUGAUAAAUGGGGUUAUGAAAAAUUACCUGAUGAUGCAAUUGCAGUUCCACUUAAACAUCAACCACCUUCAAAUGAUGAUAAUGAUGAUU
This is a messenger RNA of Entrophospora sp. SA101, 1183 nucleotides long. NCBI's taxonomy places the organism in Eukaryota, Fungi, Glomeromycota, Glomeromycetes, Entrophosporales, Entrophosporaceae. The record is from the annotation of a GenBank genome assembly.